Messenger RNA from Seminavis robusta, 1293 nucleotides. The record is from the annotation of a GenBank genome assembly. Lineage: Eukaryota; Bacillariophyta; Bacillariophyceae; Naviculales; Naviculaceae.
AUGCUGUCAGUCGCAACACUAUCCAUUGUCAUAGUAGCGCUAUUAGGAGGUCGCGAUAUUGAAGCCACGUUCUUUCCUGGAUCAUCCAGAUCUGCUUCCUUUCUCAACUCUCGUCAUCACUUCAGGAAACAUCCCAUCGACAUGCCUUCAGUUUCCGAGAAAGGCCGACCUCAGCAGGAUGAAAAAGCCUUCUCUCCCAUGGACAUGAAGCCAAUGCUGUCCAAAGAUCUGAAACAACUCCGUUAUGUGGGUUUGUUGGUUGAUACCUUUGCUCGAGUGGGUCAACGCCGGCCACCGUCUCCCUCCAAGACAAAGCACGUUCGAUUGAUUGCCAUUUCUGUAUCGCCAUACGUCGAAAAGGUUCGUUGGGGACUUGACUUGCUGGAAGCAGACGCAACGAGUCCAGUUUAUUUUACCGAAGACUGCCAUCCUCCAGGUUGUUGUGCGCUGUACACCGUGAAAGCAUCUAACGAUCAAGCGUCACAAUCACCAAUGAUUGUUGAUCCCGAGGGAAAAGUGCUGUGGGGUAGUGAUGCUAUCCUGCAGCACUUGUUUAUUGAUAACGAGAACACAGCGGUAGAUUUGUAUCCCAACGAAAUUCGUGAAGAUAUUAUCCAGUUCGAAAGGGACCUGGGACUCAGACUUGGCGCUAGUGCUCGCUGUUUGGCGUACAAUUCAUUGCUGGACCCUUCCAAGAGAUACUACGAGACUGCCACCAAAGUCUUGUGCAACCACAGCCCAUGGAUAGAGAAAUUAAUGUACAAGAUGUUGCUGUACAGCGGCAAGAUUGCUGAAGUCAUGAGCAAAACGCUCAACGUGUUUGAUCCACAAGUCAUUGAGAAUUCCGAAGAGCAAGUCCGACAAGUCUUUGUUGAAUUGUCCGAAAAGCUUGAACAAGCAAAGUCGGCUUCACCAGACAACAAAGAAGUGUAUCUCAUGGACACGCCAACGAAGCAGUAUGGAUUCACUGCGGCCGAUUUGAGCUUUGCCGCCUUGGUGUAUUUUCUCCUACGUCCGCCGGAAAUGGGACCUUUCCAUGUCCCCCUGACCGACUCGCCACCUCUUCUCGUGGCGCUCCAUCGAGAACUAAUGAACACUACAGCGGGUCAACACAUUUUGAAAGUCUACCGCCAGCACCGACCAGUCCACAAACAAACUCGACAAAUGGUGGUUCGGAGCGUCAAUCAGAACCGGAUCCCUUGGAAGGGCAUAGCAGGCACAGUGGUGGCUGGGCUGGGCGUUGGCAUAGUGCUCCUGUUUGGUCGUACCGGAAUGAAGCCGCCGAUAGGAUGA